UUACGGUGCUAGGCUGUAAAGUUUACAGUUGUCCACGUGUGGUUACUUUUUAUUGUUAAUUAAACCGUUUAACAAUAAUAAAUUUGAUUCACAUCAACAAUUAUUUUCUACAUAUAUUUAUUAAUCGUUAGAUAAACAAUAACAAAGUAAAAUGGCAAAAUCAUUAAGAAGUAAAUGGCGUAGGAAGUGCAGAGCUGUUAAAAGAGAAAGAUACGGUGUCAAAGAACUUGCCAGGUUGAAGGAAACCCUUGCAAAAACUGAUGGUACACAGGAAGUUCAAAUGAGUGAUCUAUCAGCAAUUGCCACAGUCACUGAUGCUAAAACAAUAAAAGAAAAUGCACUUAAAUUAGCUGAAAAACAAGAAGACAAAAUCACUGACACAGACCAAGCCAUGGAAACAGAUGGUGAAAAAAGAGUUUACAACAAAAAAACAAUGCGUGAUCAAUUUGGUAAUUAUCCAGUAUGGAUGAACAAAAGAAAAAUAGUUAAGCACAAGAAAGGCAGAGGUAAACAAUUAAAAUCAACAUCAAAACCUGACAAAAGAUUAACACGUAAACAAAAACAAGUUCAAGCAAAAAAAGAAGGUAUUUAAGAUAUGUGUAACAAUAAUUUAAUUAAAAAAUUUUUAAUUAACAACAUAAAUUGUUUUA
This is a messenger RNA of Aphidius gifuensis, 650 nucleotides long. Its product is annotated as protein LLP homolog. Gene Ontology annotation, molecular function: RNA binding. Gene Ontology annotation, biological process: dendrite extension. The coding region runs from base 152 to 592 and encodes 146 amino acids. Gene Ontology annotation, cellular component: nucleolus. The transcript has 3 exons. The record is from RefSeq and is a predicted model, not a curated record. Lineage: Eukaryota; Metazoa; Arthropoda; Insecta; Hymenoptera; Braconidae.